This is a messenger RNA of Neoarius graeffei (lesser salmon catfish), 1220 nucleotides long. Its product is annotated as zinc finger BED domain-containing protein 4-like. Lineage: Eukaryota; Metazoa; Chordata; Actinopteri; Siluriformes; Ariidae. The record is from RefSeq and is a predicted model, not a curated record. Gene Ontology annotation, molecular function: protein dimerization activity. Bases 6 to 968 code for a protein of 320 amino acids. The transcript is spliced from 2 exons.
UGGCAAUGAACCAGCCUACAAAACGCCUCCAACAGGACGUACUAACUCGCUGGAAUAGCACGUUCUACAUGAUUCAGUCCUUGAUUGAACAAAAACGGGCAUUGGGGAUUUACACAUCCGAAAACGACACAGACAACCUCAGCGCAAACCAGUGGACACUGCUGGAGAAAACAGCUACAGUUCUACCGGUAGGUCCGUUUGAGGAGUUGACACGCAGAGUAAGCUCAUCCGAUGCAACAGUGAGAGAUGUAAUUCCUGCCAUCACAGUGCUGCAGCGAUUCCUGUCUAGAGAGACGGACGAGGACCAUGGAAUCAAAACAAUGAAGGCGACCUUGGCUGCUGCUGUCAAGACGAGAUUCGCUGAAAUUGAAGGAAACCCUCUCUACAUCAUUGCAACCUUACUUGACCCGAGGUACAAAACUGGAUUUUUCUCCAGAACCAACGCUUCCACAAUGGCCAAGGAUAUGCUGCUACUUGAGUUGCAGAAAAUUACGGAGGAGGGCGCGCAACAUGUACAGGAGCCACCCACCAAAACAGCACGCACAGACCAGACCAGCAGCAGCUGUCUUGACCGUAUCUUCAAUGAAAUUGCAAACGAGCAGGCAGCAGUAGCACUCACCCCAGGCACUGUAUGCUGUACUGCGCAAUUAGAGACAUACCUUGGGGAGCCUCCUUUGGCUCGUGAGGACGAUCCACUACAAUGGAAGGUUAACAAAGUUAGGUUCCCUACUUUGGCCAAAAUGGCUUGCAGAUACCUCUCAGCACCUUGCAGUAGUGUUGAAAGCGAGCGGCUGUUUAGCUCAGCAGCAAACAUUGUGAAUGAAAGUAGAAACAGGCUGACACCUGAACAUGCAGAGAUGAUUUUGUUCCUUAAAAAAAUCUGCCUCUUACGUUCUAAAAAAAAAAAAGCAUGGGGCAUAGUUCAGUGUGAGUUGAAAAGUUAUUUCACAGCAAUCCCUGGUAAUUAACAUUUGUUUAAUUUAAAUAUGGGCAUGUAAUUUACUUUUUGUUUAAUUGACACAAGCCCUUUAGACAUGUCAGAAUGUUCAAAAAAGUGCCUCUUAAAGAAAAAGCACAGGCCUGUGUCAGAGGCUGCAACAUGUGUGCUGUUAGUCUUUUGUUUAAUUAAGAUAGCAAUAGAUACCAUUAAAGUGAUUCCCUAUUUGUUCAAAGCUGGAUAAAGUGUUCAGUUGAUACUCACUGUUUGGUAAGUGCUAACU